Messenger RNA from Closterium sp. Yama58-4, 1427 nucleotides. Lineage: Eukaryota; Viridiplantae; Streptophyta; Zygnematophyceae; Desmidiales; Closteriaceae. The record is from the annotation of a GenBank genome assembly.
ACGUCACGCAACACAGCACUGUGGUCGUAGUGCCCCCCGCUCCCAACGUGCACCGCCUUUCGGUUCCGAGUGCAGUGGACGGUGAUGGGGUUUCAUGCAGCUGGACUAUGGCCGUCCCCGCCGGCGGACCGUGCGAUGGGGAGCCCGUGCUUUCCGCCCUAGACUUCCUAACGCGGGGCAAGCAGAUCGCUUCUGCUGCCCCCCCGAUUGCGUCGACCUCUGGUGCGGUACCUUUGCCCAACUCGGAAAAUGGCGAUCAACACGUGCCAGCAACCACUACCCCAACUACGCUAUUAUCCACUCCGAUGCCUGACAACGGUGCAAAUAAGAGCAUCCCUCCAGUUUCGGUCGCUACCACCUCUCGCAGUGCUAACCCCGUCUUGCCUGACAGAUCACUGAAGAAGCGGUAUAGGCAGCGGGUUCUCACCGUCGGCCGACCGGGCGGUCCGACUCAGCCAGCACCGUCAGUUCUUCUGCGACCCGCGGAACCAGAACCCGAACCCGCGAAUGAAGACUUCGAAGACCCGAAGGGCAAGCAACUGUCGGUUGAGGAGCUUCAGUUGAAGUGCAAGCAGCAGUGGCAGCGGUAUUUUCCUUGGCUCCUCAUCUCCGAAAACAAGGCCGGCCGCCCCUGCAUGCGCUGCAGCAUCUGCAUGGUCUUCGGUGACCCGAACUACAAAUACGGGCGCAACGACGAUGGCGGUAUCGACAUCCAGAAGCAGACGAUGUGCAAGCAUCACCACAGUCUGAAACACGAGGCCGCGGUCUCGAGGAAGGAGGAGCGCGACGGCGUGAAGAAAGUGCAGAAGUCCAUUGCUGACUUCCACCGUGGGGACGCUGAUGUCGAGGCAGCCCAUGUGCUGCCGAUGGUGCACAACACAACCUUACUGCUGCGCACACGCUACCUCGACUGCGACGACGCGAUGUUUGGCCAGGGUGGAGACGCGUUGGGCCCGUUCCUCGACAAGCACGCAUCAGGGGAGUUCCGCGAGGUCCUCGUUGCUGGCACUGCUUCCGACGGCACAUCGGUCAGCCAUCGAUACCGACUGCACGAGGAGAAGAUCAAGGGGCAGACGAGUGGUGUGGACCACCAAGCGUGUUUGGGGCUGGCGCGCGAGUUCAUCACGACCCUGGUCGGUCGGCUCGACUACCGCCUCAAGGAUCUGUCACACCUCGACGGGGCGAAGCUGUUCAAGCAGGGAUCCUAUCCCAAGAACCAGGCAAAGCGUGAGCGACGGCUAGGCCAAUGGCUCCAGUCUCUGCGCAACAUGUUCAAGCGGAAGCCAGAAGACCCUGAUACUAUACCAGGCAUCAACUGGGCGAGAGCGCAGCGGGAGCUCGUCACCUUCUCUACAAUCCUGGCCACACACCAAGAGGAUGUCGGGUUUGCGGACAGCCUGAAGCUCAUGCUGUCCUCCCCCGACUAA